AUCAAACCAGGAGGGAAACACACAAGUGCAGAAAGUGAAGUAUCUGAAAGGAGAGACAAAGAUGGAGUUUGCCCAGUUGCCACGGCGAUGGAUCCGUUAACAUGCAAGUAAGUGAUUAGAUGGUCUACCUACCUGCCUGCGUGCACUCUGUCCGUCCACUCAUUGCACGUCGCCUGAGUCUUCCACAAGCUGCUAGCUUGACAGCUCCCACCCACCUCUCAGCUGACUAUAGAGGACUCUUGCAGACUCUCUCUCCUUCGUUGCACUGAGUCUUAGGACCUGGCCCUGGAGCUGAACGACACACACACUCACACACCACACCAUGGCAGCUACGCACAGCGAGUACCGAGGCUACCUGCGGAACACCGUGGACCUGGAGGCGGCCGGCCAGCACCGCUUCCACCCGGUGCAGAGCUCCGAGCCCACGUACCGGCCGCUCCUCUUCGGGACCCUCGCUGUUAUGGGAUUGCUCCAGGUGGCUUCCAGCGUGGCCAUCUUAUUACACCUGACUGGUUACCUGCAAGAGGUAGAUCUGUCUACAGCCCCACACCGGCCGAUAGAGGAAGUCCAGACGGAGCCGGUUCUGAACGCACUGAGAGACACAAGGAAAAACAGACGGUGCAAAACUCCAAAAGAGAGCCUGCCAUCAGCUCAUCUACCGAUCGAAGUACGCCAGGAGUACUCUAAGAAGGGUGAGAAGAAGGCCGUCACCAUUGACUGGGACGAGAUGCACGGAUACCGCCACAAAAUGGGCUACCAGAAGGGGAAACUGCUGGUGAUGGAGUCGGGUUUCUACUAUAUUUACGCCAAGACCUGCUUCCGCUACUACAGGCUGGGACCAGAGGAUAGCACUCAGGCCGGGGCAUCGCCGGUGGAUAUUAGCAACACCCAGCUCAUCCAGUACAUCUACCACGAGAGCAUCAAACAGAACAGCAAGUCCCUUUUGCUGAUGAAGACGGGCAGCACCAUGCGCUGGAACGACACCAGCUACAACAUGUACUGCGCCCAGCAGGGCCGAGGGGUCCGGCUGGACGUGGGAGACGCCUUGUACGUCAAUGUGUCCAACGCGUGGAUGCUGGACCCGGUGGGAGAAGGGACGUAUUUUGGGGCGAUAAAGUUGGGUAACUGAAAAUGAAACACGUGGGGAGCGGACAUGCUACUGAACAUUUGAUAUGCCAAAGAACCACUGUUAGUGAUUUUAUAAUGUUAUAAUUUGUUGAAAAAGUUUUUUUUAUUGUU
Messenger RNA from Sebastes umbrosus (honeycomb rockfish), 1239 nucleotides. It is a transcript of the gene tnfsf11, whose product is annotated as TNF superfamily member 11. Lineage: Eukaryota; Metazoa; Chordata; Actinopteri; Perciformes; Sebastidae. Gene Ontology annotation, cellular component: membrane. The transcript is spliced from 7 exons. Gene Ontology annotation, biological process: immune response. Gene Ontology annotation, molecular function: tumor necrosis factor receptor binding. The coding region runs from base 323 to 1129 and encodes 268 amino acids. The record is from RefSeq and is a predicted model, not a curated record.